GUUCUCCAAUGGGAUUUCAUUCAAACGAACAGCAUCUACCUUCUAAGCAUACACUUCUCUAUCCCUACUUCUCCCCUGACAACUGGCUUGUCUCAAUUUCUAUUAUCGCAAUCAUUUCAUAUCAAAAUCAUGCAUUUUCCAUUCACCCUCGCCUUCAGCUACGGCCUGCUCCAUGCGCAGCUAGGGCUCGCACAUCCUACCAAAUCCUGCGAAACGGGGCGUCAAGCAAUCUACAUCAGUACUAAUGAACAAGAGAACAUGGUACUUUCCGUCUCUAUUGACGAGCAAGGUAUGCUCGGGCAGGCUUCAAUGACUCCGACCGGCGGCGCUGGCGCUGUCAGCAUCGAUGGGUCCACGAACGAACCGGCUGGCGCCGACCCUCUGGUCUCCCAAUCUGCUUUGACCGUUGCAGGCAUGAACCUUUUCGCUGUCAACGCGGGAUCCAACACGGUCUCCAUGUUCUCCAUUGACAAAGCCGACCCCACAAAGCUGACCCUGAUCGGCCAGCCCGUCGAGGUGCCAGGCGAGUUCCCCAACACCGUGGCGGCCUCAAUGAAGAAUCGGCUCGUAUGCGUCGGGGCGACCGGUGCCACGGCCGGUGUGUCUUGUGCCCCCUUCGACCGGAAGAACGGCAUCGGAGCUAUGGACGCUCUGCGCCCGUUCGACCUUGGACAAACGACGCCGCCGGUCGGCCCCACAAACACCGUCUCGCACGUCUUCUUCUCCGAAGACGAGAGCACUCUGUUCACCACCGUCAAGGGUGACCCGCCAGCCAAUAACACUGGGUUUUUGGCUGCCUUUUCCGUUGAUUCACCAUGCCGUGGCAGCACUGUUGGUGCCCAAGGUGUCAUGUCUUCCCCAGACGACACUCUUGUUCUCUUUGGCUCCUCCGCAAUCCCCGGAUCAACCGACAUCUUCGUUACCGACGCUUCAUUCGGCGCCGCUGUGCUGUCCAUCGGCAAUGACAUGCAGGCUACCACCAAAGGCCGCAGUGCCGUAGAUGGUCAAGCCGCGACUUGCUGGGUUACUGUCUCACCGGCUAGCAAAACCGCUUUUGUCACAGAUGUUGGCGUGAACCGCCUUGUCGAGAUGUCCAUCGAGGACGCUUCGAUCCUCGACGAGAUUGACCUCAGCGCCAACGGCCAAUCAGGCAUGAUUGAUCUCACGGCCGUCGGUCAGAUGAUCUACGCCCUCGCUCCCGGCAACAGGGGGCAGGAGCCAACGGUCGUGGUAGUCAAUGCGAUGACCCGGGAGGUAAUGCAGGAGAAAGCGUUGGGCAAACUGGGGGCGACUAAUAGGGUGCAAGGUAUGGCUGCGCUAAGGGUAUAAAUACUGUGUGAUAGUGAGCUCGCGUUGGACGUCCCGACAUUGUUGGAGACGGUCACUUCUAGGUCUUCGUCGUUGUCGGAUUCGUGUUGGAGAUUGGCCAUGCCAGCUUCGCUGUCUUCGCUGCGCAGAGAGCCGUCAACACCUCCACCAGCUGUGUCGGGCAUGGCAUCAUCAUCAUCAUCAAAAUUAUCAAAUUGCC
This is a messenger RNA of Emericellopsis atlantica, 1528 nucleotides long. RefSeq lists its product as uncharacterized. Lineage: Eukaryota; Fungi; Ascomycota; Sordariomycetes; Hypocreales; Bionectriaceae. Gene Ontology annotation, molecular function: protein binding. Bases 130 to 1329 code for a protein of 399 amino acids. The transcript is spliced from 2 exons. The record is from RefSeq and is a predicted model, not a curated record.